GUAGACGGGAGCCUUCGCCGCGUACAGACCGGACAGAACCAACUGUUUUGCCUGUAAGUUCGAGUUCACCCUACUUCGGAGGAUAUCACACCAAGUACUGCCAGUCCUAUCUUUGUCUCCCUAUCAAUUCGAACGACAUAAUGAGGAUGUCAGCUCCCGAUGGCAGCAGUGGCUCCCGUACGCGUCCAUCUGAGUCGUUACUAGCUUGAACCUUGCAAUUGCACAGAGCUACGGACCCGAUCCAGGUCGGGAACAAGUCUGUACCGAGCUCCUCGCCAGCCUGAGCUCGGACGAGGUGCCGAGCGAGGUCAUGCAUCCUGCUAUGGAUGACGCUCUACGGCAGGUGCAGGAGUACGUGCUACGGGCCAACGCGUUUAUGAAAAAACUGCGGACCCUGCGGAACUCUUCCGUCCAUAUCAACCGCGUCCCGACCGAGCUUCUCGCUGAAAUAUUUUGGCACGCGACCCCGCCGUCAUCCGAUCGUUGUCGGGAUAUCUCUCGACUCAACUGUGUGACCCAUGUCUGUAGGCAUUGGCGUACGGUGGCCCUUGACGCUGCCAGGCUUUGGAGAACGUUGCAGAUUAACCGCCCGAGCGACUUUGAUGCAUACGACGACGAGCCUCCUAGUCGCAUCGAAGAAUAUCUACGCCGAUCAAAAUCAUAUCCUCUUGAUGUCACUAUCAUGUGCCUCAGGGGCACUCGUGUGGACGACUGCAUCGAGAUUCUCCAGUCUCACCAGCAUCGCGUCCGGACAUUGCACAUAGAAGCACAGGACCCGUACCACGACAUCAUACGAACCUUCCUACCCCGCGUUUCGCGCAUGGCUGCCCCGCUGCUUGAGGAGAUCAGGCUGGAGGUUGAUCCGACACUCCAGCCGCAUGGUCUGUUCGGCGGACAUACCCCUUCUUUGCACUCCAUCCAUCUCUCACAUGUGUCCCUGCCACUCAUUGCCGAGUCUAUCAUCCUGCGAAACCUGCAGCACCUCAUCCUCCUGGGGCAGGUUAUUCCAAUCACCGAGAUGGACACUUUGUUUGACAUCCUAGAACAUUGUCCUGACCUCAAGACCCUGAAGCUUCACAGUCACCCGGCAUUGCCACGUUUGCCUGCACCUCAGCCCCGUGCCCCUGCCCGUACGGACAGGGAUGUGUUGCUGCCCUCUCUACAGGUUGUAGACAUAGACUGGCAGCAGUCCAGGGUCACUGGCUGUCUCCUUACACACCUUUGCCUCCCUGAGACCGCCAAUCUGAAAGUGCAUCUCGCCCGCCUUGAGUAUCUGCCCCAUCGUGCCGCCAUUCGAACCCUGUCCUCCAUGCGCACCCUGUGGAUAGCCAAUAGCGGGACCAUAGUUAUCACCGGAUAUACGCAUUCUGUCGAAGACCUGUUCGAUUUAUGCAAGCAAAUAGGGACAUCUCCCUGUUCGGCGCCGUUGACUCAUUGGUUAUCGAGCCCAGAGACUUUUACCUAAUUGAUCAUUGGGUUAGCCUCUUCGAAUGCAUGCCUGGGCUGCGGACGCUGCAU
Rhodofomes roseus is the source of this 1518-nucleotide messenger RNA. RefSeq lists its product as uncharacterized. Gene Ontology annotation, molecular function: protein binding. The transcript has 4 exons. Bases 311 to 1465 code for a protein of 384 amino acids. NCBI's taxonomy places the organism in Eukaryota, Fungi, Basidiomycota, Agaricomycetes, Polyporales, Fomitopsidaceae. The record is from RefSeq and is a predicted model, not a curated record.